ACCGUCUCCGCUGAGCAGCAGCCGGGCAGAGCGCGACUUGUUCCGGGGAGAAGAAGAAGAAAGAUGGCCACAGCUAACGUUAGCUAGCUUCUUGGGCUAAAAAAUAUGCUACGCUGGUCUUAUUUCUGUCUUAUUUUCUCUCCUAACGAGGCGCACAGAGAGACUAAAACCCGCCGUGUCGACUGUGUGAGCAGAGAAGCAGCGGACUUUUCUUUAUUAGUGAUUAAUCGAGUAGUUUAGUGUUAGUGUCGGGGGGAGGGGGGGGGGUCUCCUCGGGUCAGCUGUCCGUCACUACCGCCAGUGGGGAUUGUGGGGACCGUCAUCAUGGCAGCUCCAGUAAACAUCCAGACUCCCAGUAAGACCUGGGAGCUGAGCCUGUACGAGCUGCACAGGAGCCCUCAGGAGGCGAUCAUCGACGGGACGGAGGUGGCCGUGUCUCCUCGCUCUCUGCACAGCGAGCUCAUGUGUCCCAUCUGUCUGGACAUGCUGAAGAACACCAUGACAACCAAAGAGUGUCUGCACCGCUUCUGCUCCGACUGCAUCGUCACCGCGCUGCGAUCAGGGAACAAAGAGUGUCCGACCUGCAGGAAGAAGCUGGUCUCCAGGCGCUCGCUGCGCCGAGACUCCAACUUCGACGCACUGAUCCAGAAGAUCUACCCGAGCCGCGACGAGUACGAGGCGCACCAGCGGCGCGUCAUCGAGCGACUCAACCGGCUGCACAACAAGGAGGCGCUGAGCUCCAGCAUCGAGGAGGGGCUCCGGCAGCAGGCCCGCUACAGGAACCACCGGGUGAAGAAGCCGGCUCAGGAGAGUGACAACACCACCUUCAGCGGCGGGGAGGACAACGGGGACGCCCGCUCCCACCUCUCCCAUGACUCGGCGCCCUCCCACACCCCCCACCCCCCCGGGCAGACCCCCUCCGAGGCCGGGCCGAGCCGCAAGAGGCCGCGGGCGUCCGACGACGGCUCGGGGCCCGAGGCGGACAGCGGCAGCCCCACGCCGCCGCUCAGACGCCACAAAGACGGACCCACCUCGGAGAUCGAGCUGGUGUUCAGACCGCACCCGGAGCUGGUCCAGGCCGAGGACUACAACCAGACCAGGUUUGUGAAGACGACGGCCAACGCCACGGUGGACCACCUGUCCAAGUACCUGGCUCUACGCAUCGCUCUGGAGGACCGACAGGCCAACGGAGACACGGAGGAGCGAGGGAAGGAGGACGGAGGAGGAGACGCUGCAGGGAGAGGAGCAGCAGCAGGAGGAGGAGGAGAGGGCUCCACUCUGACCAACAUCAGUGAGAAACAGUACACCAUCUACAUCAUGACCAGAGGAGGACAGUUCUCUACGCUGAACGGCUCCUUGACUCUGGAGUUGGUCAAUGAGAAGUACUGGAAGGUGAGGAAACCUCUGGAGCUUUACUACGCUCCCACCAAGGAGACGCAGCAGCAGCAACCGCAGCAGCAGUCCUCUCCUCCUGCUCCUCCUCCUCCUCAGAAGGAGGCCUGAACGUCUCCUCCUCCUCAGCGGGAGGCCUGAACGUCUCCUCCUCCUCCUCAGAGGGAGGCCUGAACGUCUCCUCCUCCUCCUCAGAGGGAGGCCUGAACGUCUCCUCCUCCUCAGAGGGAGGCCUGAACGUCUCCUCCUCCUCCUCCUCAGAGGGAGGCCUGAACGUCUCCUCCUCCUCAGAGGGA
Molecule: messenger RNA, 1688 nt
Organism: Centropristis striata (black sea bass)
Lineage: Eukaryota; Metazoa; Chordata; Actinopteri; Perciformes; Serranidae
Product: E3 ubiquitin-protein ligase RING2-A-like
Exons: 7
Coding region: 325-1503 (392 amino acids)
Biological process (GO): negative regulation of DNA-templated transcription
Cellular component (GO): PcG protein complex; ubiquitin ligase complex
Molecular function (GO): ubiquitin protein ligase activity; chromatin binding
Source: RefSeq, a predicted model, not a curated record